AUGUCCUCAAUAGGUUCCCAAGUCCGCAAAGCUACCGUUUCAAUAGAUCCCAUAGUAACAGACUACGCGGUAGGUUACUUAAAUCACUUAUCUUCUACUACAUUAGAUGCAGUCCAAAGUAAAUCUUUAGACUUACCCCUAGAAAUCGAUUUCAUUACCAAAUUAUUAAUCAAUGCAGGCUCUUCUCCUGACAAAGUCGAAUCCCUGGCUAAAUCCAUCUUGGAUCAAUUAUCUACUCAAUUGAAAGAAAAUCAAGCAAAAUUGGAAUUAACUGGUGAUACAUCCAAAAGAUUAUUAGAUAUAAACAUCUUACAAUCACAUAACUCAAAGGAAAAUAUAAACACAACUUUGAACAUGUUAGGUGUCGGAGGUGGUGCAGAUGAUAUCGAACAUGCAGGUAGGAAGAUGGAAACUAGAGUUGAUUUGAAAAAAUUAGCUAAAGCUGAACAAAAAAUUGCUAAAAAAGUUGCCAAAAGGAAUAAUAAAUUUGUUCAAUAUGAAGCUUCUAAAUUGAUUAAUCAAUCUAAUGAAGAAGAUUAUGAUUCAUUCUUUAUGAAAAUUAAUCCAUUGGAAUUUGGAUCAGCUGCUGGUAAAUCCAAGGAUAUUAAGAUUGAUACAUUCGAUUUGUACGUGGGGGAUGGUCAAAGAAUCUUGUCAGAUGCUCAAUUAACGUUAAGUUUUGGUCAUAGAUACGGUCUUGUGGGUCAAAAUGGUAUUGGUAAGUCUACUUUAUUAAGAGCUUUAUCAAGAAGAGAAUUAAACGUUCCAAAACAUGUUUCCAUUUUACAUGUGGAACAAGAAUUGAGAGGGGACGAAACUAAGGCGUUACAAAGUGUCUUGGACGCAGAUGUUUGGAGAAAACAAUUAUUAAGUGAAGAAACUAAGAUUAAUGAAAGAUUAAAGGAGAUGGAUAAAUUAAGAGCAGAAUUCGAUGAAAAUAGUUUAGAAGUGAAAAAAUUAGAUAAUGAACGUGAAGAUUUAGAUAAUCAUUUAAUUCAAAUCUCUGAAAAAUUAGCUGAUAUGGAAUCUGAUAAAGCUGAAGCAAGAGCAGCUUCCAUCUUAUACGGGUUAGGUUUCAGUACAGAAGCUCAACAAAAGGCAACAAAUACUUUCUCAGGUGGUUGGAGAAUGAGAUUAUCUCUAGCAAGAGCUUUAUUUUGUCAACCCGAUUUAUUAUUAUUAGAUGAACCUUCCAAUAUGUUGGAUGUUCCAUCUAUCGCGUACUUGGCUGAAUAUUUGAAAACUUAUCCUGCUACUGUCCUAACAGUUUCUCAUGAUCGUGCCUUCUUGAAUGAAGUUGCAACUGAUAUUAUUUAUCAACAUAAUGAAAGAUUAGAUUAUUAUAGAGGUCAAGAUUUCGAUAGUUUCUAUACAACAAAGGAGGAACGUAGAAAGACUGCUCAAAGAGAAUAUGAAAACCAAAUGGCGUACAGGAAACAUUUACAAGAAUUUAUUGAUAAAUAUAGAUAUAAUGCUGCUAAAUCACAAGAAGCACAAUCAAGAAUUAAAAAAUUGGAAAAAUUACCUGUAUUAGAACCUCCUGAAGAAGAAAAAACAAUUAGUUUCAAAUUCCCUGACUGUGAAAAAUUAUCUCCACCAAUUAUUCAAUUACAAGAUGUUUCAUUUGGUUAUGAUCCUGAAAGUCUAUUAUUAAAGGACGUUAACUUAGAUGUUCAAAUGGAUUCAAGAAUUGCUUUAGUAGGUGCAAAUGGUUGUGGUAAGACUACUCUAUUAAAAGUGAUGAUGGAAGAAUUGAGACCAACAAAGGGGUUUGUAUCAAGAAAUGGUAGAUUACGUAUAGGUUACUUCACACAACAUCAUGUUGAUUCUUUAGAUUUAACAAAAUCCGCAGUAGAUUGGAUGUCCACUGCUUAUCCAGGUAAGAAUGAUGAAGAAUAUAGACGUCAUUUAGGUUCUUUUGGUAUAACUGGGUCUCUAGGUUUACAAAGAAUGCAAUUAUUAUCUGGUGGUCAAAAAUCCCGUGUCGCUUUUGCAGCAUUAUGUCUAAAUAAUCCUCAUAUUUUGGUUCUUGAUGAACCUUCCAAUCAUUUAGAUACUUCUGGUUUAGAUGCUUUAGAAGAUUCAUUGAAAAACUUCAGUGGGGGUGUCUUAAUGGUUUCUCAUGACAUAUCCAUCAUUGAUAGUGUUUGUAAUGAAAUUUGGGUUUCUGAAAAUGGUACUUGUAAAAAGUUCCCUGGUACUAUCUACGAUUAUAGGGAUUAUAUCUUAUCUUCUGCAGAUGCUAGCGGUGUUGUCAAAAAACAUUGA
This is a messenger RNA of Naumovozyma dairenensis CBS 421, 2268 nucleotides long. It is a transcript of the gene GCN20, whose product is annotated as putative AAA family ATPase GCN20. NCBI's taxonomy places the organism in Eukaryota, Fungi, Ascomycota, Saccharomycetes, Saccharomycetales, Saccharomycetaceae. The record is from RefSeq and is a predicted model, not a curated record. Gene Ontology annotation, molecular function: ATP hydrolysis activity; ATP binding. The transcript has a single exon. Bases 1 to 2268 code for a protein of 755 amino acids.